Messenger RNA from Prunus mume (Japanese apricot), 1120 nucleotides. RefSeq lists its product as uncharacterized. NCBI's taxonomy places the organism in Eukaryota, Viridiplantae, Streptophyta, Magnoliopsida, Rosales, Rosaceae. The record is from RefSeq and is a predicted model, not a curated record.
UCCACAUUUCUUCUUCUUCACCCCACCCACCCACAUUUCCAAGAAAAAACAUCGUUUUCCUUCACGCCUAGUUCACACUCACUCUCUUUUUUACAAAACCUUUAUCCAUUCAUCCACCGGCAACCUGCUAAACCACACUUCCUUCCAUCCUCUUCAAACCCAUUUCUUCGCUUUACCUUCUCUGUAAACAACCGGUUGCCGGUUAACCACCCGUUAACUUAAAACACUGAAAAAGCCCAGAGAUUCAUUUACACAAACAAAACAACUUGCAGACAUUAAGUUAUACGCACAGACACAUGAAUGGUGGUCUUAGCAAGCUCGGGACUGCGCUCACUGUAGUGUUUGCGGCCAUUCUAGCAGCCCUAGCAGCCCAGCUCUUCUUCCUCCUCUGGCGCCGGCGGAAGUCUCCGUCUCAGACCCGGAUCGGGCCCCACGAAAACCCGCCUCGCUCACAGCACCACAGCAGCGUCGACGUUGACGUGGACGAAGUGUUCAAGUGGCAGCAGGCACUGUACGGGGUGUCGUCAAGGGUUUUGUUCACGAUCGAGGAGGAGGAGGAGAGAAGGGUGCUGGACUCCGCCGAGACGACGACGCAAUCGUCGUGCUCGGAGAAAGAGGUGAAGACGGCGACGACGGUGGUGCUGGACGUAGCUGUGACGGUGAUGAGUGUAGAGGUGGACGACGGGCCUACGCCGUUUUCGACUCCUUGUGCUUCGCCGCCGUACUAUACUCCGUCGCCUUCUCCCGGUCGCGAGACUUGUAGCGUGUGAUAAAGAAGCUCGUUUUAAUUUGUGGGGCUGGGUAGAGUCCUGGGCUUGGAUUGUUGUCGGGUCAAGCGAUGAUCUUGACAGGAGAUGAUAUUUCCAUGUGAUGUUAGCAAGCACAGCAUUGGACGAUGGUGUUUUACUGGUUUUUAAUUUUUUUUAACUUUAAAUAAAUGCGGUUGCAUCGCAAUGUAGAGGUUUAGGUGAUCAUUGAUUGCUGAUGCUUUUAGUACAAAAAUGGAUGGAAAGCAAAAGUAUGCGACUCUGUAUAUGCGUUAUUUAAGCAAUGAAUAGACGUUGGUGUAAAUACCUGUAGUUUUGCUCUCAUCUCAGAUCAAAAUUUACAAAUUUUUUGG